Messenger RNA from Capronia coronata CBS 617.96, 2010 nucleotides. RefSeq lists its product as uncharacterized. Gene Ontology annotation, molecular function: alkaline phosphatase activity. Gene Ontology annotation, biological process: dephosphorylation. The transcript has 3 exons. The coding region runs from base 1 to 2010 and encodes 669 amino acids. NCBI's taxonomy places the organism in Eukaryota, Fungi, Ascomycota, Eurotiomycetes, Chaetothyriales, Herpotrichiellaceae. The record is from RefSeq and is a predicted model, not a curated record.
AUGAGGACCCAACUUAGCCUGAAGGCUGCCCUAGCCAUUGGCGCCUUCUGUGCUCAAUGUGCUGCUCAGACAUACCGACGCUUGGGAGGUUGCCCAACCUUGGGUUGUAUUCUGCCGCCUGAUCAGGUCGACUUCCUUCCGGGCCAGUAUUUUGACAUCCGUGUUGAAGUGCACGCGCCACUGAAUGGAAGCGAAGUAGUUCCGGGUUACAACAAACCGGAUACGAACUUCACCCUGACCAUUGAGAAGGAAGGAGAGGCUGCUAAGCCAGCUGCAGCCUUCUUCAACAUCCCCGAGCCCCAGCUGGAAACAUGGAACUUCACCUGGUACGAAGACUUGUUCGCCAAGGCAGCGAAUACCCCUUCUCAAGUCAAGGUCGCUGCAAAGGCUUACCGGCGGGUUGCACUCUAUGAGCCCGGUCAGUACGUCGCCAUGUUAGAAUAUCAGAAUGGCUCGACCACCUAUGCCAAUUGGACAGUCCGAGAUAUCGCGCCCUCCCGAAGGGCCAAGAAUGUUGUCAUGUUCAUCGGAGACGGUAUGACGACCAACAUGAUCACUGCUGGCCGCCUCAUCGCUCACCAGUCCAUUAACGGCAAGUAUCAAAGCAAGCUGGCGAUGGACUCAUUCCCAGUGCUGGGGCAUCAGAUGACGCAUUCGCUGGAUUCAUUCAUCACCGACAGUGCCAACUCUGCUUCGGCCCUCUACAGCGGCCACAAGUCUAGCGUCAAUGCCUUGGGCGUCUAUGCCGACAGCUCCAAGACCCCGUUUGAUGACCCCAAGGUGGAAACCAUCGCCGAAAUCUUCCAUCGCAUCCAUGGCGGUGGCGUCGGCAUUGUCUCUACCGCCUUCAUCGCCGACGCUACUCCUGCCGCCUUGACUGCACAUACACGUGAUAGAGGCCAAUACGGCGCGGUGGUCGAUUCCUUUCUCAAUGGCAUCACCAAUUAUACCUGGACCAACUGGACUGGGCCGGACGUCCUCUUCGGCGGUGGCGCCGAACAGUUCUAUCCUGGCAAGGGCUCCUUCCAGGGUAAAGACUACUAUGCGGAGUUUUCCAGGAAGGACUAUACGGUGGUUCUGAAUAACACCGCUCUCCAGGCAACAUCCAACUCAUCCAAGACCCUAGGUAUCUUCUCUGUGAGCAAUAUGGCAACAUGGCUGGACCGCAACGUGUACACGAACAACCUGCAGAAGCCCAAAACUGCCCCCGACGGCUCAAACUCUAGCGCGACAGAUCAGCCGGGCCUCAAGGAUAUGACGCUCAAGGCUCUUGAGAUCCUGCACACCCGCCACCAGCAGGACGGAUUCUUUCUAAUGUCGGAGGCCGCGAGCAUCGAUAAGCAGAUGCACACUCUGGACUACGACCGGUCACUGGGUGAGCUGCUUGAGUUGGACGACACCAUUAAAGCUACGCUCCACUACCUCGAGUCGAUCGGCGAGUUGAACGACACGCUUGUCCUCGUCACCGCUGACCACGGCCACGGCUUCGAUGUCAUGGGCAGCGUCGACACGCGCUAUCUCAAUGCCCAGGACACAGCGCGCGAGAAGCGUGGCGCUGUCGGCACAUACCAACAGUCUGGUCUGUCCCAGUACUUGGUUGCUAACAGCUCCGCCCCUAUCGGCAGUGAUCAAAACCUCGUCUACAGCGAGGGUGUCAACUUUCCGACAAACUGGGAUCCACGUUAUACUUUGUUCCAAGGCGCCACGGCCAACCCGGACCGCCGAGAGAACUACCAAGUUCACAAGGAUGGCCCACGUCUGCCGGCGCUGAACAUCACCGGCUUCUCGAGCACUGACUACUAUGUCAACUAUGUCGAUGCCGUUACUGGAUUCGUCAUCAAUGGAACACUGCCUGUCUCUGCCGAUCAAGGCGUGCACUCUCUCACCGAUGUGCCUGUCUUCAGCCAAGGUCCAUGCCAGGAGAACUUCGGAGGGGUUUUUGGAAACGUCGACAUCUUCUUCGGCAUGGCUGCAUGUCUUGGUCUGAGUCGUACCUGUCCGCCAUCUUGA